This is a messenger RNA of Adineta ricciae, 1017 nucleotides long. NCBI's taxonomy places the organism in Eukaryota, Metazoa, Rotifera, Eurotatoria, Adinetida, Adinetidae. The record is from the annotation of a GenBank genome assembly.
AUGCUUUCAACCAGUCGACCACUUUGUCUGGCUCGAUUAAUUUCUCAUCAUUCAUUUCGUUGUCUUCCACGCGCUGCUCCAUCGAAUGAUCAAUCAUCAACAGCAGCAACAAAACCAUCGGAUUACGCCGUCAUCGAUUCGUUUUCUCAACCUCAAACAACGUUAUUCAAUGAUUACCAGGUUGUCAAACCGAAAACGAUUCAAUCGCGGCCCGUACCAAAAUCUCUUCCAAAAUUAGUCGAUAUUCAAACUGGACUGAACCAUUUCAUUAAAGAAUGUGACGAACGCACAUUGUUGCUAACUGUUGAAAAUAAGUACAAAUUAUUCGAUAGCACAAAUGUCGCGACUUUCAUCGAACGUCUUCAUGAGCUGAAAAUCCAACGUGAUUCUCAAGAAAGAUUGCAUCAACGAAUGUAUGACUUUGUCGAUUAUUUCAUAUUAAAACAUGGUUCGCAAUUAGAUUUCGAUCACGUUCUCACCAUCUACUUCCAACUGUCAUCAUUAAAUGGCACUGCGAAUCUUUCCUCCUUCUCCGGCGCUUAUGCUGUGAAAGCACUUAUACAAUUAUUAAAACAUAAUGUUAACAAAUACCAUAUCGAACAUGUGGGUCGUAUCUUACUCGCUCUUGAACAAGAUUUUCAUUGCAACAUGAGAGAUGACGAACGUAUUCGUCCACUAUUUGAUGCGCUUCUUCUCCUAACAAAACUUCGUCAAAACGAACUCGAUCGUUUAGAUGCGCGAUCAUUGGCAGAGCUGGCAUAUGUAUUUGCAUCUGAAUUAGACCACAUCUAUUUUACAAAUAUUCUCAAUGAAUAUAUUCAUGACGAAUAUUAUCAUGAUAAGUAUUCAACGUUGUUGAUGUUUCGUGCAUUGAACCGGCGUGGUUAUAAACACAAUCGAACAUUGGAUAUUUGUCUUCAUUUUGUACAUGAAAACAAAGAUUUAUUCGAAGAAAAUGAAUUGGAUGAAAUUAAACAGUGUUUAAACAAACUAGAUUAUCAUAUAUCCGAUGAAUAA